UCCCUCCUCUCCUCAAACCCCAGCUCCCAUCUCUCCCUCUCCCUCUCUCUCUCUCUGAGCUCAGCUCAGCUCGUCGCGCGUCGCCAUGAACGUUCCAAGCAAAUGCAUGGCUCCUGCAAAGUAAAGGAGGAGAGGAACAAGAAGCUAGCUAGCAGCAGCAGCUUCACCUCUAACCUUGGCAGUAUAUAAAGCUAGAUAGCUAGCUAGAUCGAGCUAGGUAGGUUAGGUAGACGGCUGCCAUUAACGUGUGCUAGCUCCACUGAGUGAGCGAGCUCUGAACUUGGGCGUGGAGAUGGAGAGGGGAGCGGCGCCGGUGCUGGUGAGGCAUGGAGGGGUGGAGCUGCCGCCGGGGUUUAGGUUCCACCCGACGGACGAGGAGCUGGUGGUGCAGUACCUCCGCCGCAAGGCGUUCGGCCUGCCGCUCCCCGCCGCCGUCAUCACCGACCUCCACAACCUCCACAAGCUCGAUCCCUGGGACAUUCCUGGCGCAAGCGACGGGGAGAAGUACUUCUUCGCGGUCCGGCCGGCGAUGGCGAGCGGCGGCAGGUGCAGCAGGAGGCAGAUGCAGGCGACGGCGAGCGGCGGGUGCUGGAAGCCGGCCGGCGGGCGGGACAAGCCGGUGGUGGCGUCCCGGUGCGGCGGGAGCCACCUCGUCGGCGUCAAGAAGGCCAUGGUGUUCGUCCCCCGGCAAGGGAAGGCGCCGGCGGCCGCCGCCGGCAGCUGCUGCUGGGUCAUGCACGAGUACAGCCUCGCCCUGCCGAUGCACAACAAGGGUUGCUUGGCUGAGGCUGAAGAAUGGGUAGUGUGCCGGAUAUUUCAGAGGAGCAGCAGGUCGCCGAGGAGGCCUGUCGACCACGACGUGAGCCGGCGAACGACGCCGCCGUCGCAGUCGGCGGCGUCGUCGUCGUCGUCGUCCAGCUGCGUCACAAGCAGCUCCGACCAGGAAGAAGAGGUCAGCAGCGGCUAGCUGACGCAACGCAGCAACCAUGCAGCUGAGCUGAGCUGCCUCUCAAAGAGAGGCUUGAGUGUUAGCCUAGCUAGCAUAUAUAUAUAUAGCCGGCCAAACCCUGAAAGUGAUCUGCAUGCACUUUAAUUUCUUCUUCUCCUUAAUUAUUUUUUUCCCCACCAUGUAAUGUAAUGUAAUGUAAUGUGACGGGAAGGAAAGCACUGGAUUAAUCAAAUUAAAUUAACAAAAAAUGAAGAGUGCUCAAGUCUAAGGAAGCUUCUAAGGUUCAGGAGCCAGAUACUUCAUUAAUCAUGGCCUCAUGGGUAUCUAUAUGUAGUUGCUAGCUUAGCUGCAUGCAUCAGUGAUCUCUUCUUUGUCAGUUUGUAACUUGCAAGUUAAUUGUUCUUGUGAUCUUGUAAUAUAUUUCUCGGAGGAAUGGGAAAUCUGAAAUCCAUUAUAUAGCAAUUAAUCGUAACAGCAGUUAGCUGGUUAUCUCA
Molecule: messenger RNA, 1443 nt
Organism: Oryza brachyantha (malo sina)
Lineage: Eukaryota; Viridiplantae; Streptophyta; Magnoliopsida; Poales; Poaceae
Product: NAC domain-containing protein 83-like
Exons: 3
Coding region: 293-967 (224 amino acids)
Biological process (GO): regulation of DNA-templated transcription
Molecular function (GO): DNA binding
Source: RefSeq, a predicted model, not a curated record